CGUUCACCAUGUUAGCUUGUGGGAAAAAGUAUUUUUGGGCCUCAGCGCGUCACGUGACGACGUAAUUACACGAUCGUUAGGAGAGAUGUCUCUCUCCUGACACCCAUCCUCGGGGGUUGAUCAAUAACAUGAUACUGAUACAUUGUCCUGAUAAUUUUAGAUGCAGUAUUCGGUAUUUUCAGACACUUGGGACAUAAGUAUUUUAUAUAAACCUUCGUCGUUAUACGCAGUUUAUAUGACCUGAUGGGCUUGUGUAAACAAAACCAGUGUAAAGCCAGUGCUUGGUGGUUUACUACUGUACGUGAAUAUGACUCCACUGUUAAAUCAAACUACGGAAGCCCUUCAGGCCUGCAGGUGUAAUAAAAGAACGACCGUCUCGUCUGUAAGGAGAAAAUAGCCGCGGUUUAAUCCCCUGUCGGACAGUAAACAGCCACACUGGGCUGUAGAAUGAAUUCACCGAGAAAUGCCGAACACACCUGAGGAGUUUCGCGGAGCUACGACGCGACAAAACGGAGGAGAAAAAGUAGCGGCUGCCAGUGAGCUACAGAGCCCGGAGCAUGACGGAGCCGCAGGAGCACAAUGAGGAGACGGGCCUGAUCGCAACACAGGACCUGGAACCCUCCAAGGACGACGACACACACGGCCACUUUAGGUUUCAGUUGAUUGAAGAUCUGUCCUAUGAGGAUGUAAAGAAAUGUUACCGAGGCUCGACUGUCAGCAAGUACAACUCGCAGUACCACAAACUGUUCCAGUGCGUGCCCAAGGAUGAGAUCCUCAUGAAAGUGUACUCCUGUGCUCUUCUCAGAGAUAUCCUUCUACAAGGCCGGCUCUACAUUUCCAGAAACUGGCUGUGUUUCUAUGCCAACCUCUUUGGCAAGGACAUCAAGGUGGCUAUCCCUGUCGUCUCUGUUAGGCUGGUGAAGAAGCACAAAACAGCAGGACUUGUGCCCAAUGGCUUGGCUAUCACCACAGACACUGGCCAGAAGUAUGUAUUUGUGUCUCUGCUAUCAAGAGACAGCGUGUACGACGUCCUCCGCAGGAUCUGCACACACCUACAGGUCAAUGGGAAGAGUCUGAGCCUGAAGCAGUUCAUGGAGGAGCCGACCUUGUCGUUGGACGAGUUCCCAGUGACAGACGAGUUCCCGGUGGUGGAUGAAUUCCCAUCAGUGUUAAAGUGGAGGAGGAAACCCUCUGUGGUGUCGGUGUCCUCCUCCCUCCCCGACCUCCUGGGGAACUCUACCGGCAGCCUGAGCCCUGCGGACGCGCCCUUCAAAUCAGAGCAGCUGCUGGAAGAACGGCCUCUGCAAACAGACAGAGGUCUUUUAUCAGAGCCAGUGGCGGAGCUGGGCCAGAUGGAGUACCAGCUGCUCAAGUUCUUCACCCUGCUUAUCAUCCUCCUCAUCCUGUCGUCAUGCUACCUGGCCUUCCGUGUGUGCAGUCUGGAGCAGCAGCUGUCCUUCCUCAGUAACCCAAAUCUGCCCCUGAGGGAGAGGUAACCACUGCUCUCCGCUGUGACCCAUCAGAUCAGCUGCUGUUUACUCUCCUCAUGCUUUGAGUUGACAACGCCCUUCUGCACAGAUCCAGGACCAGCUUUAAAGCCCGAUAAAGAUCAACCCCGCACCAGCUACAAAACGUGAAGGAGCAACAUCCUAUGGACCUUCUCUCCUUGGAAUGAGUUCCUGUGUAGUGAUCACUUCCAGACUAUGCAAACAGACUAUUUAUAUCUGAAUUUAAAGUAGGUUUAGCUGUAGAUUAUGAUUGUCUACCCUGGUCUGUCCCUGUCAUAGACAUUUCACCUCUAACCACAACAGUCUGCAGUGUGAAGCUCUUUACCCGAACAUGUUAGUGAGCAGUGGUGAAUGAAACUACAGGGGUUGAAGGUUGGAAAUGUAAGAGAUCAUUUCAAUACAUAAUUACUUGAAAAGACUGAUGACAAAAAUAUUUCAGGUGAGUUUUGACUCAUUCAUUAAAAUCUGACAUAUUUUGAGUUUCUCUGCCAGGCUCUUGCCACAGCCGUCAGUGGGAAGGCUAAAAGCAGCCGCGACAAUGCACUUUCUAAAAUGUGUCCGCGUUAUUUCAAAUGUGUGUAACUGAAGAGUUUGGAUCUACUUUGCGCUUGAUGAUUGGUACUCAGUUGUCAUAUUUGAAGGUAUUUAUGGAAGGAAGUAAUGUUAUGAUGGCAGACACGUGAGUGAAUGAAGUUACCUGUCAUUUAAAUGUAAUGUUUUGAAGCAACAGCACCUCAUGUGGGUGUUUAUAUAUAAUGUGAAUGAGAUCUUUAGAAGACAUUUAGUUUUCAGUUGUACUAAUCUGUUGUGUGAAGGAAUACCCAGGGUAUUUUCUUUUCAACAUUUCAAAUGAGGUCACCAAAGACUUAAGAAUGACAUGUUGAUGCUCAGAGUACUUGUGUGAUCAUAUCUAUCUGAAGAUAUUCUACUGAUUUGCCGAGGACGAGUGAAAUGUGAAAUCCCCAUGAAUUAAAUUGGCAAUGAGAUGCAGAACAAAAAAAAAA
Molecule: messenger RNA, 2512 nt
Organism: Acanthopagrus latus (yellowfin seabream)
Lineage: Eukaryota; Metazoa; Chordata; Actinopteri; Spariformes; Sparidae
Gene: gramd2aa
Product: GRAM domain containing 2Aa
Exons: 13
Coding region: 558-1496 (312 amino acids)
Biological process (GO): regulation of store-operated calcium entry
Cellular component (GO): extrinsic component of cytoplasmic side of plasma membrane; endoplasmic reticulum membrane; organelle membrane contact site
Molecular function (GO): phosphatidylinositol-4,5-bisphosphate binding
Source: RefSeq, a predicted model, not a curated record